AUGCUGGGCAAUCGGCUUCUCAUGCUCCACAUGGCGUGGCGACAGCUCGAUUUCAGCCUCUCGGCCGGCCUGCCACAGAUUGAAAGAGAGACAGCACUCGACCCGAUCGAAUCUGGCCGAUCUACCCUCGACCGUCUGAAGGUUUGUUAA
Protopolystoma xenopodis is the source of this 150-nucleotide messenger RNA. Lineage: Eukaryota; Metazoa; Platyhelminthes; Monogenea; Polystomatidea; Polystomatidae. The record is from the annotation of a GenBank genome assembly.